UUCCAGAGCUUAGUGGAGCCGUGGAGACGCUUCCACGCGAAUCUCGCACUCCCACUCGUCUUCCUCGUCCCUCUCUUCAUCUCUUCGUUACCUUACCUCUCUCGUUCACUCGCUCGCACGCUCGAUUCAGGUCUCUUCGUCUUCUUCACGCUGCGUUUCGAAACCCAAAUCCCUAAAGGUUUGAUUUUGAGAUUAUGGCCAAAGCUAGGAGAACAAGACGCAGGCUUCCUUCCCGACGCUUGAGGGCUAGAGCAAGACCAUACAAAUUUCCAUCUUCUAAUCGGCGUGUGGGAAGGAACAUGUUUGCAGAUGAUUGUUCAAAGUGUCUAGAGAAGAGGGACUGGGAGAAUGUUAUAUGCUCGGUUUGCAUGGAGUGUCCACACAACGCUGUUCUUCUCCUCUGCUCAUCCCAUGACAAGGGAUGUCGUCCUUACAUGUGUGGAACCAGUUUCCGAUAUUCCAAUUGCUUAGAUCAGUACAAGAAAGCCUCAGCUAAGCUAAAGUCAUCGAGCCAUCAACAGAUCAAUAAAUCUGAGCUUGGAAAUCUGACAUGUCCACUUUGUCGAGGCCAGGUGAAAGGUUGGACAAUUGUACAGCCUGCUCGUGACUUUUUAAAUCUUAAGAAGAGGAUCUGUAUGCAGGAGAACUGUGUUUUUGCUGGAACGUUCAAAGAGCUGAGGAAACACAUGAAAAUGGACCACCCUAGUGCAAAGCCGCGUGAAGUGGAUCCUGAUGUGGAGCAGAAUUGGAGAAGGCUUGAGAUUGAGCAUGACCGAGAUGAUGUUAUGAGCACGAUUAGGUCGACUAUGCCUGGUACAGUGGUGUUUGGGGAUUACGUGAUAGAAAGGACCAACACUGAUGGUUCAGAUUCAGAUGAGGGUGAUGGUCAUGGUCUUGGUGGGAUCGAUGCUGUACUUGGUAGGAAUCUUGUGAAUGUCUUCCUUUUGUUGCACGCUAUUGGGGCACCAGGGAAUCAUCAAUCAAGGCGCUCUGAUUCAGAUCCGAAUGACUCGACAACAAUCAACCACGGAACAAGUGAGAUGAAUUUCUCUGGAGAAGAGGAGCAAGAAGAGGAGGAGGAGAGGCAUAGUAACAGUAACUCUUUGGCAAAUCGAAUGAGGCGACAAGGACGCAUUCUGCUGGGACGUUCAGGUAGAAGACGUAGAGAUAGAGAAGCUAACCAGAACACAGGUCAUCCUCCUAGAUGAGAGAUUUACACGGAUUCAAAACAAAACCCAUUUGUCUGAUUCUGGGUUCCAGGUAAGUUUUAUGGUAAUGGUUAGUAGGUACAAAUGUAGUUUCGUUAAGUUUCAAAACAAACACACACAAAAAAAAAAAAAAGAAGGCUUUUGGCCUUUCUGCUUUCACCAUUGGAGAAUUUGGGGAUUUGACUCCAAUUUGUUUUCAUGUGCUCUUUUAAUGGCCAGAGAAGCAAGCAGGCUUGCAAUCCCAUUUCUUUUCAUUGUAUUCUGAUGUAACUCUUUCUGGGUAGAAGAUGAUAUUCACAUAAUAUCUAUCUAUCCUUUUGUGAAUAAGCAUAAUUAGUGAUAAUGACCAAAUGAAGUCUGUUCACAAAUUAUGAAUGGUGGAUCAUGUUUCCUUGUGUUUAUAAGUUCCAUCAGUAUGUUAUGCUUUU
Molecule: messenger RNA, 1636 nt
Organism: Capsella rubella
Lineage: Eukaryota; Viridiplantae; Streptophyta; Magnoliopsida; Brassicales; Brassicaceae
Exons: 2
Coding region: 195-1208 (337 amino acids)
Source: RefSeq, a predicted model, not a curated record